AUUAGAUCUUUAAAGAAAGAGACAAGUCAGACCAGACGUUCAUUGCAAGGAAUACGGAACAGAAGGCUAAAGCGAAGAAAUGAAGACUAUCGCUGGAAUAAUUCUUCUUUUUACGAUAUUUUUUCAAGUCAGAGCUGAAAGUGUAAGAGCAGCAUGUGGAAACGAUAUAUGGGAUCCCCGUUACGAUGUUUGCUGUAAUGGCAAAGCAUUCCAACAACUCUAUGGACCACAGCACACUAAGUGUUGUGGCAAAGGAAUCUUCAAUGCCCAUAAAGAGAUUUGUUGUGCGGGAAGAAGAAAUUCGGCUGGUGAAGCAAAUCAGUGUUGUGGACAGACGAGUUUUGAUCCCAAUAAAUCGAUUUGCUGCUCAGGUAAAGUUAUUGCAAAGAUUUCGUCAACAACAACCCAGUGUUGUGGAAAGAUGAGUUAUGAUAUAAGCACAUCAAUUUGCUGCGCGGGAAAAGUAUAUAACAAUAACGGAAGCAAGUCAGAAUGUUGCGGGAACGUCAAGUACGAUCCAAGUACGUCAGUUUGUUGUGACAGUAAAGUUGCACCAAAAUUGACAGAAAACACAACAAAAUGCUGCAGACGAAAAAGUUAUGAUUCCAGUUCAUCAAUUUGCUGUCAAAACAAGAUCAGCCCCCUACCAGUAAAUGCUAGUGGAUAUCAGUGUUGUGCUAAUAUGCCCUAUGACCCCAAGUCGUCUGUUUGUUGCCAUGGUAAACCUGCACCUCUUUUUCCUGGGGAUACAACAUUGUGUUGUGGUGUUAAAAGCUACGACUCCACUGUGUCAGUUUGUUGUGCAGAGAAAAUUAGCGAGAAAUCAAAAAAUGCCACAGACUGUUGUGGAACUGUGCCAUACAAUUCAGCUACUUCGAUGUGUUGCUCUGGAGUGCCUUUACUUAAAAUGUCUGAUCUGCCAUUUCAAUGCUGUGGAAAAGAAAGUUACAAUCCAUUGGAAUCACUUUGUUGUGCCAGAAGCAUUGUCCCAAAAAGAUUUGCAGAAGACACGCAAUGUUGUGGUAAACAUUCCAUCAACUCCAACACGCAUCUUUGCUGUGGGAACAAAACACCAUUCCGCAGAAAGAUUGAUGACACUGCACAAUGCUGCGGAGCAAAUAAAUAUGAUAUAAAAGAGUUUAUUUGUUGUAAGGGUAGAAUUAUAAGAAAGCGAUACGGUAAGUACACAAAAUGCUGUGGAAAUAAAAGAUUCAACGCCAAACCACGUGGUAAAGGUGAAAAUAAGUGGGUGCCAAUUUGUUGUGAAAACAAAUUAUACCAUCCAAGAUAUUCCAUCUGCUGUAAUGGAAAAAGAGUACCAAAAAGUAAAGGUUGUAAUGCGUAGUGCAACAAAUUAGAUACUAGCAACUUUUUAUGAUAUAAUUUUGUUUGAAGACUUUCUAGCAUUUUAGUAUAGGUCCAUUUUUAACUAUUGUUAACUAUUAUAAACCAAAACAUUUAAAUGUACAAUGAAACUUGUGCAAUAUCGAUGCAUUAAAUAAACUGAUGUUGAACUGUG
This is a messenger RNA of Xenia sp. Carnegie-2017, 1519 nucleotides long. RefSeq names its product galaxin-like. The record is from RefSeq and is a predicted model, not a curated record. The transcript has 2 exons. Lineage: Eukaryota; Metazoa; Cnidaria; Anthozoa; Malacalcyonacea; Xeniidae. The coding region runs from base 80 to 1345 and encodes 421 amino acids.